Messenger RNA from Leptomonas pyrrhocoris, 1835 nucleotides. Its product is annotated as putative mitochondrial proline oxidase, mitochondrial precursor-like protein. NCBI's taxonomy places the organism in Eukaryota, Euglenozoa, Kinetoplastea, Trypanosomatida, Trypanosomatidae. The transcript has a single exon. Gene Ontology annotation, cellular component: mitochondrion. The record is from RefSeq and is a predicted model, not a curated record. Bases 126 to 1835 code for a protein of 569 amino acids. Gene Ontology annotation, molecular function: proline dehydrogenase activity; FAD binding; calcium ion binding.
AGAAUCUGCACUCUCCAACGUUGUCCUCUUUUUUCUUUUCUGCAUUUUAUUCCGCCGCGCAUUUUAUUUUCCUAUAUUUUAUUUCCUAUAUAUUUUAUUUGCUUCGAGUAAGCUAUUUUCAGAUCAUGCGUCGCUUCUUCCUACCGGCGCCGACUGUUAGCGCCUUGGCUUUGUCGGCCCGUUGUGCUACCAUGAAGGCGCGCAACAGCCAGGCACCGUGUGUGCCGGACUUCAACGACGAUACGACGUACCGCCAACGCUCAACGUGGUAUUUGGUCAAGGCAUUGAUUCUCCUGCGACUCUGCGGCGUCAACUAUCUCGCCACUAAUUCGGUCCAGGUAAUGAAGAAGUUCGAGAAGGCCCUGGGCACAAAGCUGACGUACAACAUCCUCGUAAAGAAGUCCUUUUACAACUACUUUUGCGCCGGCGAAAACGACCAGGAGGUGCGCGAGACCAUCGACAAGAUGGCGAAGACCAACGUUGGUGCUGUGCUCGACUACGCCGCAGAGGCCGACACUGAAGGCUUCGCCCCCGAGCCUGGCUUGGCUGUCGGGCCCGAGAUUUGCAUGUCGCGGCUCGUUACGAAGUGCAACGUCGAGUACCCGAUGAGCGAAAGCACCUUUGACCAGAACAUGAAGCUUUACAUGAUGUGCAUCAUGCACGCAUCCCUUUACAGCCCUUGCGACGCGGCGGGCGUGGCGGCGGUAAAGGUGACGGGCAUGUGCGACCCGCAGCUUCUCGCCCGCGUCUCUGCUAUCCUGAUGUCCGUGCACCAAAGCUGGAGUAAGCACUUCACGGGCGAGAACGAGACCGUCAAGCUGGAGGAGUGCCGUGUGGUCAUGGGCUUGCACCGCAAGCAUCAGCUGUUUGUCACGUACGAGCAGCUGCGCGCGGGCUUUGACAAGUACAACCCAUCGAACAAGCUCACUGAUGAGCAGUUCAAGGAGAUUGCGAAGGCGCUUGACCGGCGAAACGUUGGCAAGGUGAAUUACUUUGAGUACAAGGAGAUGCUCACGGAGGCGCUCAUUGCCCUGGAGCCCACGCCCGUGCAGAAGGCACUCAUCGAAGGUCUACCGCAGAUGAGCAGCAAGGAAAAGGAGCUGUGGAAGAACGUCAACAACCGUCUCGGGCUGAUCGCGCAGACGGCAAGGGUACUGAACGUGCGCAUGCUGGUCGAUGCGGAGCAGACAUUCUACCAAGUGGCCAUCGACGCCAUCGUGGCCUCCCUACAGAGGGAGUACAACAAGGAGGUGCCCGUGGUGUACAACACGUACCAGUGCUACCUUACCUAUGCGCAGGACCGCAUCGACAACGACCUCGUCCGCGCCCGUCAUAUGGACUUCCACUGGGGUGGUAAAAUCGUUCGCGGUGCGUACAUGAUACAGGAACGCGCGUCGGCAGAGAAGGAUAGCUACACGAGCCCCAUCUGGCCCACAAUCGAGGAGACGCACAAGUGCUACAACGCAGCCGCCGAGCAGAUCUUGAAAAAGUUCGAAAAGGAGCCGAACAAGAAGCACGAGGUGUUCUUUGGCACGCACAACAAGGAGUCACUGGAGGUCAUCACCGCGUUGGUGCUGCAGCACCCCGACGUUCAGUCGCGCGUGUUCUUUGGACAGCUGUUCGGCAUGCGUGACAACCUCACCGUACCACUUGCGAAGGCUGGCUUCCAUGUCUACAAGUACUUACCGUAUGGACCUGUGAGGGAGACCAUCCACUACCUCGGCCGCCGUGCUGUUGAAAACGCGUCUAUCCUCACCAACGGUGGCAACUGCGAGACAGUAAUGAUGAAAAAUGAGCUGAAGCGCCGUUGUGGUCUCCGGCAAAAGAAACACUGA